GUAGAAGAGCCAAGGGGAAGUGUCAGGCAAGGACACUGGGACACGGGAUGAAAGGUGCUGAAUGCCCACAGGUCACGUCAAGGCUUUCUGGGAUGCCCUGAGGAUAAAUGGCAGCAGAAGCCAGGUAAGCGCAGUUCUAGGGCUGUGUGGGGUCCAGGUGAACAACGGGCUGGUGUAGGAUGGAGCAGAUGUUGGGUCUGGGGAAGGAGUGGGCCUCGUGAUUCUGUCAACCCAGCCCACUGAGCAGGAGACCCUGGGAAAGAUGCUGGGGUAGACGCAGUGCCAGCAGACCAGACCCACAUGGGCCUGUUUCACCAGUCCCCAGACUUUGGGAAGGUAGCAAACUAGGGGCUCCAGAACCACACUUCCUCAACCCACUGGGGGAGGGUGCAGCUUGUACAAACAAGGUGAGGAUGGCUGUGUCAGGACCUAGGGUGUCACAGGAGGCCACAGGCAGUUAACAGAGCCAGCCUGGUGCUAGGCACAGGGUGCCAAGUUGGCAGGCACCAGACAGAGAUAGGACCAAAAAGACGCCAGCAAAGAAGAAAAGGUAAGAAGCCAUUGACAGGGAGAGGAAAGGGGGACUUGGUGCGAUCACAACUCGAUGGCCUCCGGGUGUCCUCGUCCUCAUCCCUGGGACCUGGGACUAAGUGACUUCAUGUGCAGAAGGACUUUGCACACAGGCUGGAGCUGGGAGACCUGAGAGGGCAGAGGACCCUGGAGUACUCAGGUACCAUCCCUAAUGUCCUUCUAAGGGGAUGGGCAGCAGGGGUCAGAGGCAGAAGGAAGGUGAGGACAGAAGCAGAGGUUGGCUGGAUGCACUUUGAGGAUGCAGGAAUAGGUCACUGGCCAGGGUGUGCUGCAACCCGGAGAAGCUGGAAAGGCGGGAGUGGAAUGUGCACGAGGGGCUCACUAGGAACCAGGUGGCCCACACCUGGACUCUGGCCCUCCAGGUCUAUUAGUCACUCAGUGUCAGCCGCUGGGCUCCCAGGUGGUGCUGACUGGAUACUGUGUGCUGGGGAAUUCACAUCAGGGUCCUCCUGAGGACAGUGCUGUGCCUGUGCUGUCCUGUUGUUCCCUUCUUGGGCUCCCACAGUGAGUGCCUUUCCCCUGCCUUCCUCUCACUGUGCCACCACCCAGCCUGAGAAGGCGGCAGCAGGCCUCAUCUGCACAGUGGGUGCUGUCUGCUCCAGGCCGUGCAAUGAAUGCUAUGAGCUAUGGGGUCCCCAACAUCACCCUGGAUUUUGAGCUGGUGGGGGAAGCACCAAAGGACCCCAGCAGUCUCCAGGCCCUUGGGGAGCUCCAAGAGGGUAAAGUCCCACUUCUUAGGACCCUAUGCAGGGGCAGGUCUGAGACAGGCACUAAGAACAAGUGCAGCUCAGACACGGGGAGAUGGACAAGAUCUGGAACUGGAGCGCCAACACUUGUUAAGCAAUGUGCUUACUUUUCUGUAGGAACCUUAAGACGUGGAGGCUGGAAGCAAGCCCAUUUCCAGUGUCGGGGUAGAGCCAAGAGGCGGCGGAAAGGUGGAACAUUUAGAGGUUCAAGGAUUAACCAGAAAGAAGCAGAGGAGGGAUGGAAGCUUCUUUCUGUUUUGAAAAGACCCCAGAGCCAACAUCAAGAUAUCACCAGCUUCCGUCACCUGCUGUGUCCAGACCCUCACUGUACGGUGUGUAACAGAGUGGCUGCCAAAGUCAGUCGACUGCUGUCGCUGGGGAAACUGAUAGAUGAUACUUCCUCUGUGCAUUAUAUGGCUUCCUCAGCUUCUGUGAUUAAGACCUCAUUGACUGUGACAUCUGGCCACUCAAAAACUCAUCCAAGAGGCCAAAAGUCAGCCUCUUUGCAUGUGCCAUCUCCACCUCCCCCUUCUACUGUCUCACUUAACCAUGUUGCUUCUUUACCUGAUUUACUGUCCCCCGACCCACCAGCUGACUCAGUACCAUCAGAGCCUAUUCCUCCCUUGGCUUCAAAACUCCCAGUGGACCCUUUCCCACCCCAACCUGUUGCUCUUUGCCCUCCCACACUACAUCAAUCUCAGAGAUCAGAUCAUGAUCUGCAUCCAGAGAUUGCUCUGUCUGUAAUGAAUAGCCCUGAUGGGUUGUCAACUGAUAUUCCAACAGUCAGUGAAAUUGACCAUUCAAUGCCAGAAUCAUCCUGGCAGCAGGACGAGGUCAAGGAUGCCAAAGACUUGUCCUCUUCCAAUGUAGAACAAGAUAGUAUCAAGCAUGAGCUUGUUGAUGGCCAAUCUUCUGAGACCUCUUGCACAGAAUGUGCAUCCAACUUUGUAGAACCCACUAACUGCUUGUUACUCAGCCAUGACAAUCUGGCACUCUUGGAGAAACAAGUAAGAAAGAGGGGUGACUUCCUGAUCCAGAAAGAAAGGGAAAAUAAAAUGCAACCAUUUCUAAAACAACUUAGUUCAGACCACCAACUGAAUACUUCAGAGUCAAGUGCUGAUAGACAUGAGUCAGCAGUCAGUCCAGACCACCAACUGUAUAUAUCAGAGCCAAUGGUAGAGUCAGAUGCUGAUAAGCAUGACUCAGCAGUCUCUCUUUAUUUUGGAAACAGCAAAGGCAAACCAGAGGAGCUGCAGAUGAACCAGCAAUACUUUUGGGGUCUUCCGUCUUUGCACAGUGAGUCCUUGUGCUCAAUUAUCCGUCAUUCAGAUGACUGUCUCUCUACUUUGGUCAUCUUUAAUGGAAUCUCCAAAGCUUCCACAUCUCAAGGAUCUUUAGGACUUUCCAAUUUCCAACCUCUGAUCUUGCCUGAGAUCCAAACUCAAUCCUCAACUAAAACUGUCUCCCAAUCACAGUCACAACAUGCUACUCCUGCACAGUCUCAGUCCAACCUUCAAUCUCCAAUCUCAAUGUUACCAACAUCUCCCGAUUUCCAGCUUAGGAUCUGUGGAGUGUGCUUCCAUAGACCUCAUAAUGAGGCACAGUGUCUCAUGCAAUCUGACCUUCAUCAGCUAGAAUACAAUGUGCUACAGAAAAAACAGGAAUGUUUGUGGGGUUUACCCUCUGUGGUCAAAACAUCUCGGGAAUACCUUUGUCCUCCCCCUCCCAAUGUUUCAUUGGUGAGCCAGUCCUCCAAAAUCCAUGUUCCAAUCUCCAUCAUUCCUGGAGAUUACCCUCUGAGCAGUGAGCUUCGUAAGAAAUUUGAGUACCACCUUAGAAAGAGACUCAUUCAACACCGAUGGGGCCUACCCCGCAGGGUCAAUGAGUCUCUGACACUGAUUAAUCCUGAGAGAGAUGUUCCUAAAAUACAUGCAUCAAAGAGUCUUCACAGACUCAAAUGGAUAUCUUUGUUGAAGGAACAGAGUAGCAACAAUUUAAGGAAUUCUGAAUCGAGCCAACUUCCAAUCUCCGAUGAGACAAGCUCAGAAGAGUUUCAGUCAGAUAACGAAGAGAAGGACCAUCAGAGACACAGCCCAAAGAAUGGCCCUAGUGAUCAUCUAUUGAGUGACCCAGAAGGAUACUCAGAUAACAGUUUAGGGUCUGACUCUGAGAAAGAUCAAGGAAGUCAUACAGUGAGUCUGUAUGGCAAUGAUUCAAGGGCCUCAGGGAUAAGUAUAAAUCAGAAACAACUAGAAAAUGCACUCAAAGAACAUUUAAAUAAGAAAAGUGAAGAAAUAAAAGAGGGUAGACUUCCUGAGACUGUUCAUAGUUCAUGGCAUGCCCUUAAGCAGACAAUAUCUUUUGCUGAGAAAUCUCACAGUGAAAAACAGAUAGAUGGGGCAUCAUCUGUGAGAAACUUUAACUUGAACACUUCCCAGGAGAUUUAUUUCUUGGCUUCUGGCAAACUAAAGAUGCUGGAAGACCAUAUAAGCAGUUUCUACAUAAGGAUGAAGUAUGGCCUUCCCACCAGGGUCCUUGAAUCCAUACAGAUCUUCAGCAAGAGAGAGGACUCAUCUUCUUCCUUAGGCCAUUCCUGUUGUUCCUCCCAAGAUCGCCUUAGUUCUGGGAUGCAUUCCAAAGUUAUGGUAUCCAGGUCACUCGGUAGGAGCUCUACAGCUUUGUGUAGAGACAAAUUGAAGAUGAGAAAGUCAGCACCCAAUCUGGAUCAUCUCCUUCCUGCUGAAUCACCUGUUGGGAAGGGAGGACAGGGGGACCUGAGACCACUGUCCCCAAAGGGAAAACAGGAGCUUUAUGGCAGACAGAGUUGUCCGUGCAUCACAGACAAAAAAAUUAAGAAAGAGACUGGACCAGACAAUAGACACAGCCCAGUGCUGGUGUCCACAAGUCAUGAUGGGACUGGACCUGAGCCAAAGGAUAAGAGAGUGAGUUCCAGCAACAAAGAAAGGCUUCAGGCUCCCAAAGUAAAGACUUCAGAAUACUUCCCAAGGUUUAACAAGUCUAGAGAGAUAUUUAAGGCAAAGGAGCUCCUUGCUCUUCGAUCAAAAUCUGCCAAUGCUUUGACAACCAGCAAGUCAGGGGACUCUGCAGCAGUAGAUGAGAAAACAAAGAAAGAAAAAACUACCCUGGCUACUGAAAUUCCCUCACCAACAUCAGUUUCCCAGGAUCCUAAACUAUCAGACUUUAGAAAGCACUUGCUGAGUGAAUUAAAGUCGAAAUUGGAGAACAGGGAUCAUAGCCCUGUUCAAGGCCAGUUCACAGAUACGGCUGAUGCCUCAGAUAACUUGAUUUCCAAAACCUUGCUGACUAGUGCCCAGGGUGUCUGCAAUGGGAACAUGGCAGGUUCUCAGGUUAUGCAUGCACAUUUGGACAACACACCAGUCAGCAUGGAACAGCAUCAGGAGCCCUGGGUCCCUAAGCAUAUCUUGCAGAACUGCUGGGAUAAGAAUGUCCCUCCAAAUUCAAAGAGACUGCAUCAUUUGCGACCAAAAACAGGAGAGCUUGGUGAAGGGGAUGCAGGGUUGGGGACACCACAACCCAGUAGGAAGAGCUGCCCUGGUCAAGACAGGGCAUUAAAGAAGAUGCUUGGAAGCAUAUCUUCCCCGACCUCGUCACUGAAGGAUCAGCCUCCUCCUGAAAAUCUGUUCCAAAAACAGAUAAAAAAAUGUUUGCAAUGGAUUUGUCUUAGCAGCACAAACAAAGGGCAAGAAAGUUUCCUUGGAAAGGGGACUUCCCCACCAUCAUCUGUGCAGAGCCAAAGCAAAGUUAAUAGUAGAGCUGCCUCUACUGGCAACACCAAAACUCUGCAAGUGAAGACACACAUUGGCAAGGUGUUAGAUGUGAAACCAGGGAGUAGCCAUGGUGUCACAAUCACCUGCCCCCAAGAAUCACGUUUCUCUCCGACAAAGCCUGUGAAAACUCUUAAGGCACAAUUGCAGGCCCAGGCAGAUACUGUCCAGGGACAUCCUUUUAACUAUAAAGCUUCUUCCUGUAAUGUGAAAAGUACCAAGGCAUGUAGCCAAAAAGCACCCUUGGCUGACCAAAAUUACCCAUUGAAGAAUGUACUGACCACAGACAGGGUGAGACGGUCCCAGAAAGUCGUGGCAUUCAAGGAUCAGCCACUAUCGCAGAGGCAUCUGGCAUCCAUGCCCAACAAAGAGUUCCUGCCCCAUCCAAACCAUACCUGCAGGCGUCUAGCCAGCCAGGUGUCUCAAACCACACCUACAUUUUCUGAAGGCACUGUAUUGGGAGAUCUGUCUCUACUCUUCAAACAUAAAAUGCUCCUGCAGCAUUUCCAGGGAGGAAGAUUUCCUUUUCCCAAAUAGUUUAUCCCUUGUUGAACACACUGAUUUUCCACAAUAAAUAUUCUAAAGAU
Messenger RNA from Oryctolagus cuniculus (rabbit), 5730 nucleotides. Lineage: Eukaryota; Metazoa; Chordata; Mammalia; Lagomorpha; Leporidae. The record is from RefSeq and is a predicted model, not a curated record.